This is a messenger RNA of Purpureocillium lilacinum, 429 nucleotides long. Its product is annotated as RNA polymerase B. NCBI's taxonomy places the organism in Eukaryota, Fungi, Ascomycota, Sordariomycetes, Hypocreales, Ophiocordycipitaceae. The record is from RefSeq and is a predicted model, not a curated record. Gene Ontology annotation, molecular function: translation initiation factor binding; nucleotide binding. Gene Ontology annotation, cellular component: RNA polymerase II, core complex. Gene Ontology annotation, biological process: transcription initiation at RNA polymerase II promoter.
AUGUCCAACAAGAUGUCGCGCCCGAAGCCGCCCCCUCCCGGCACGGAGGAGGCCUCGGCGAACCUGAACCUGGGCGAGUUCCAAAACGUCGACACCCUGACGCUGUCCGAGGCGGCGCUCGUGCUCAACGCCCUGGUGGCCAAGCGCCGAAACGACCGCAAGAACGUCAACGAGACCGAGAUGUUGAACCAGACGCUCAACUACCUGGAUCACUUUGCACGCUUCACGCAAAAGGAAAACGUCGAGGCUGUGGAGCGGCUGCUGAGCUCUCACAAAGACCUGGCCAAGUUUGAGCGCGCGCAGCUCGGAUCCUUGUGCUGCGAAAACGCCGACGAGGCCAAGACGCUGAUCCCGUCGUUGCAAGACAAGAUCAAGGACGAGGAUCUGCAAGACCUGCUCGACGAGAUCUCGAAGCUCCAGAACCGAUGA